Molecule: messenger RNA, 3913 nt
Organism: Puntigrus tetrazona (Sumatra barb)
Lineage: Eukaryota; Metazoa; Chordata; Actinopteri; Cypriniformes; Cyprinidae
Gene: lrit3a
Product: info leucine-rich repeat, immunoglobulin-like and transmembrane domains 3a
Exons: 4
Coding region: 1172-3103 (643 amino acids)
Molecular function (GO): protein binding
Source: RefSeq, a predicted model, not a curated record
UGCGCCUUAAAGGAAUAGCUUGCCUAAAAAUUUUUACUCAUCCCCAAGCCAUUUUAGGCGUAUAUGACUUUCAGACAAACACGGUCGGAGUUAGUUUUUUGUUUCCUGGCUCUUUCAAGCUUGGUAAUGCUCGUGGAUAGCGGCCAUUAUUUUGAAGCGGAAAUAACCAUAACGUCUUCAGGGGGUCACCACAGUCCUCUGAAGCAGAUCGAUGAGUUUUUGUAACAGACAUAUUUCUAGUUCUCAAAGUAUAACGUAAAUAACGGACUACGGUUCCUCCUUCUUGGCUAACCAAUGAUUAGACGCAUUACUCAAUUUACGUAACUUUACGGCGCUUCAAAAUAACGGCCGCUAUCCACAAGCGUUAUCAAGCUCGGAAAAGCCAGGAUAAAUAAAAAAAAAAACGUUGAAAUAAGAAAGUCAUAUGCGCCUAGGAUAGCUCGGGGGUGAGUAAAAUAUUAGUAUUUUUCAUUUUUGGGUAAACUGUUCCUUUAAGCAGCUUUUAUUCAUACACCGUCAGUUGCCAGUGUUGUUUUCGUCUCCGUGUUUUCUGAAGCCAUUAUAAAUCUCUCAGACUCAGACAGAACAGUUUGGCCUGUCUGGCCUUCUCUCACUAAAUCACGACCUGUACUUCAGCUCACACAAAGGUGUCAUCUAGCGUCCAAGCACGCAAACGCUUCACAGCGCGAGGCAAAGACCGGAAGCGCCGCCAAAAUCAGUUCACGCACCAGGUGAAGGAUGGAAAUGUGUCCGAGGAGGAGCGGUCACGUGAUGAUGCACGGAGAAGAACCUUCUUGUAGUUAUUAUAGGCGAUUAGCGUGUGCCUGCAGGGCUUAUCCUCCUCCUCCUCGAACUCAGUCACACACACCAACGCGCUCAUACACGCAAAUAAACUCGCACACGCUUCCCAUCCCACUCCGUUCAACUUUAGUGACCUACUCAGCCUUGAGAAAUCCUCUUUCUAAUCUGGGUUCCCCCGCCCAUCCCAAUCCUCCCGCUCUUCUCGGCUCUCACCUGUUAGCAUGCUAAACAAGAUGCGGGCUGCGAGGUAUUUUUCUUGCUUUUAUCGGUUUUCGUUGAGGACUGAUAAAGGGGUUUUUGUCCACUGAUGGUCGAGCGGGAUCGGAUGUGUGUGAGUGUGUGUGUCCGUGCUGGUUCAUCUGACUGAAGGAUGUAUCGUCCGCUGGUGGCCCUGGUUCUCCUGGGCUGCUGGAGCGUGGCACAACCCUUCUGUCCUUCCCAGUGCACCUGUGUGUACCACGGACGCAGCGAUGGCACUGGCAGCAGGUCUGUUCUGUGCAAUGACCCUGACAUGUCAGAUAUUCCAGUCAACGUCCCUGUGGACACGGUGAAGCUGCGGGUGGAGAAGACAGCCGUGCGUCGAGUACCCACCGAGGCCUUCUACUACCUGUCCGAGUUACGCUACCUGUGGAUAACAUACAAUUCAGUCACGUCUGUGGAUCCUGGCAGUUUCUACAAUCUGAAAGUUCUUCAUGAGCUACGACUGGAUGGGAACAUGAUCGCUACCUUUCCCUGGGAGUCUCUGAAAGAGAUGCCCAGUCUCAGGACCUUGGACCUGCACAACAACCGAUUGACUAGUAUUCCUGUGGAGGCAGCACCCUACCUGGUUAACAUCACCUACCUAGACAUUUCUAGUAACAAGCUGACCACCCUUCCCUCUGACCUGGUGGACAUCUGGCCUCCAUUCUCAGGCAUCCUGCCCAGUGCCAAUGCAUCACAAAAGAUUGUUCUUGGUCUACAGGACAAUCCCUGGUACUGUGACUGUCGGAUUUCCAAGCUCAUUGAGUUGUCUAAGAUGGCCAGCAUACCUGUGGUGCUGAUGGAUCAGGUUCUGACAUGCAGUGGACCGGAGAACUUAGUUGGCGUUCUGUUCCAGCGAGCCGAACUGGAUCAGUGCGUAAAGCCAUCAGUUAUGACUUCAGCAACUAAGAUCACUUCACCACUGGGCAGCAAUGUGCUUCUGCGGUGUGAUGCCACUGGUUUCCCUACUCCCACCCUUCUCUGGACCAGAGCCGAUGGGGCGGCAGUUAACAUCACAGUUGUGCAGGAAUCUCCAGGCGAGGGUGUGCGUUGGUCCAUCCUCAGUCUGCACAGUAUCUUGUUUAAGGAUGCAGGCGAUUACCGCUGCAAAGCCAAGAACUUUGCAGGAAAUGCCGAGGCGUACAUCAACCUGUCUGUGGAUGGGGUGCAGACCUCAACACCAUCCUCGCCGACAAACAUAACCAAGCGGCCCAACGAUCAACCCAUGACUUCUUUUGCUGGGACAAAGAUGCCAUUGUAUACUACCUUAAGCCCAGCGCUCACAACCAGAGCUUCCAUGACCACGAUCCCACCGCUGACAACCAGGAAGAGUCCAGGACCAGGUGGAGGAAUUCAGAGGUCUCCACCAGCUGGGGACAAGCCAGCUAAGAUCCAGCAAAGCAAGGGCAGCAAAGGUUCGAUGUCUGGCGAAAAGUCCAAAAAGAAAGCUGAUCUCAAAGACAUUGAGGUAGUGGAAGAGACAAGUGACACGGCGGUCCUAUUAUGGAGAGCUGAAGGUUUGCCAAGCAACUCGCCCUUAACAGUCUUUUACUUUCCAUACGAUGCGAAAGACGACAAGGAGACGGUCGAUACGGAAGUUGGUCAAGGGAAACUGCUCUUGGAGUAUCUGAUGCCAAACCAGGUCUACACGGUGUGUUUGACUGCUAAAGGUUUGGUGGCUGGGAAAGAGCAGUGUGUGGAUUUCAGUACUCUGGAUAACAGUGGAGAAGAUGGGCAGAACAAAAUCCUAAUGAUCGCCAGCGGGAUCGCGUGCGCAGUCGCCGUGCCUCUCAUUGUGGUGUUGCUCUACAAGAUCGUAUGUCUCUGCUGUAAAGGAAGCAGUAGCAGGAACAAUGGACCAGACGACGACCUUUCAAAAGAGACGUACGUAAAGUUCGAGACGCUCACUAUGAAACAAAGGACACUGAACGGGCAGGCGAAUGAUCUUUGGGCACGAAGGCAGACUCAGGAGUCAGAGAGGAUGCUCCUGUGCUCACGGUCAAGCAUUGACUCUCAAAUGACGUACAAGAGUGACAGCUCUAGAUCCGAGUAUCUGUGCUAAUGUAUAGCAUAUCGGCUUUGUGUGUUACUUGGUAUUACUUGGUAUUAGACAAGCUGUGGCAACAUCAGUUUUAAAAGAUUAGCUCUUGAUACGCUGUCAAACUCGUUGCCUUACAAGACUUAUCUUGACCCACAAAUUGUCUCAUCGCCCAUUUUUCGAAAGCCAUAUUCUUCACCCAAUCACACACAAUUCUGUAUUUGUUUUUUUUACGAAAUACAGUGUACAUAUAUGUAAAUAUUGUGUAUUUUUGUUUAUGCCAACAUAUGAUGAAUUAGAGUUACGUAUUACGAGUGGUGAAAAUUGUAAUUAAACCUUUUUACUGCCUAAAUGAAGCAUUGAUAUUUUGGUGUUAUGUGCUGCAACAGAAAAGUUUACACACCAAAUAGGCACCAGGCUCUCUUUUGCUUUUAAAUUUCAAAUCAAGCAGAAACAUAUACUUUGUUGCAAGAUCAUAUUUAACGUUUCCGAGAUGAUGUGUGUGAGUUUGAACGAUUAUGCAUAAUGUCCAUUUCAUGUUUCAGCCCUCUACUUAUUUUUGUCUUCUCUAUCUUUCUACCUCUCUGUCUUUUAUUUAAUUGUACAUUUAUAUGCAAUGUUUGUGUAAAUCCCUUAUGUGUGCCAUGCAUGUUACUAAAAUGUCCCUAUUCCCAUUUUCUUCCAUUAGAAUGGAAUGUUCAGAAUUAGAGUAAUUUUCAAAUUCAGGAUACAGCGCAGCAUGAACAUAUUUAAUAUAAAAAAAAUCUAAACACAGCUUCCAAAAAAACAAAAACUCAUUAAUUCUGCAUUAAUUUAUUAUUGUUUCUUGAGCAC